AUGCAGCCUGGGGGACCACUGUACACGCGAUCAACUGGUCUAUCAAGAAAGUUCACCCAAAACUUGAGACAUAGUGGUUCAUUUGUCAGUAGAGAUUUCAAGGUUCUGCUUCAAAUACUUCCUGUAAUUCUGAUUACAGAAUUCUCUGGAAAUCAUGAGCUAGACCUUGUGACAUCAGACUUUGAUAACUAUAUUAUCAGAGUAGAUAAUGCAGUGAAGUGCUUGAUCAGAGCAUUAUUUGACUAUGAUAAAGGAACCAAGAAUGAGCUCCACAAGGCAUAUUGCACCAAGCUGAAAGUUCAUUACUUGACACAUCUCAAGGAAAAUAUAAUUCGUUUUGGCCCAGCUCUCAAUUAUGAAACAGAAAAGGGCAAACAGUUCAAUAAGCACAUUUGCGAACAUCUGUUUCAUACGAAUCGCCAAAACACUUCCAGGGAUGUUUGCCUAAAGUUUGCAAAGCAGGUAGCAUUGCAACAUAGGUUCAUUAAGGACAACAAUAAAUCUUUGUUCUAUUACACCUUCUUUGGCGGCUCAAGAGAGCUAAAGGACAACAAUGACACUAGAGAUAUUGAAGAUGAUGCCGUCCAAAACAACAGUUUUGGCGCGUUUGUUUUUAAAGAUGAUCCAAUCUCUCGCCCUCGUAUAGGACUUGUCUCAGGCUCUGUUGUUAAGUUUCUUAGCAUUGUUCCUCGUACGGAUAAUGUCAGAAACAAUAACUAUGCCAAGGCUGUAAUGACAGGUGAGCAUUCUGAUGUUGCUAACAUGAAUCUCGUUUGUAAGUCAGAUUUGCACAUUUUCCACAACCUAUUUUACAUUGUAAAUUUGAGCAAGUUCGGUUCCUACUGGUUCAUUUUCAAUAAUAUUCUUUUUGAUGAAUAA
This is a messenger RNA of Phycomyces blakesleeanus NRRL 1555(-), 879 nucleotides long. RefSeq lists its product as hypothetical. The transcript has 4 exons. The record is from RefSeq and is a predicted model, not a curated record. The coding region runs from base 1 to 879 and encodes 292 amino acids. NCBI's taxonomy places the organism in Eukaryota, Fungi, Mucoromycota, Mucoromycetes, Mucorales, Phycomycetaceae.